Medicago truncatula (barrel medic) is the source of this 884-nucleotide messenger RNA. Its product is annotated as transcription factor bHLH162. Gene Ontology annotation, biological process: regulation of transcription by RNA polymerase II. Gene Ontology annotation, cellular component: RNA polymerase II transcription regulator complex. The transcript is spliced from 3 exons. NCBI's taxonomy places the organism in Eukaryota, Viridiplantae, Streptophyta, Magnoliopsida, Fabales, Fabaceae. The coding region runs from base 97 to 621 and encodes 174 amino acids. Gene Ontology annotation, molecular function: RNA polymerase II transcription regulatory region sequence-specific DNA binding; protein dimerization activity; DNA-binding transcription factor activity, RNA polymerase II-specific. The record is from RefSeq and is a predicted model, not a curated record.
AAAUAACGACAACCAAUAUUAUAACUUAUAAGAUAAGCAUUUUUUCUUUUCUUUUCAUGGGAAUGAGUAUUUCCUGUUAUUGAGUUUGGAACAGUGAUGGAGAACAACCCUAGUUCAUCCAGAGUUGACAGAAAAUUCGUUGAAAGGAAUAGAAGAAAUCAAAUGAAAGCUCUCUGCCAGAAGCUCAACUCACUUCUGCCUCAUCAAACUUCUAAGGAGGCGAUUUCAGUGCCGGAUCAGCUAAAGGAAGCAACAAACUACAUAAAGAAAUUGCAGAUCAACCUGGAGAAAAUGAAGGAAAAGAAGAAUUUUCUACUAGGAAUUCAAAGGCCAAAUGUGAAUUUGAAUAGAAACCAGAAGAUGGGAUUAAAGUCUCCAAAAAUUAAGAUACAACAAAUUGGUUUAGUCUUAGAGGUUGUUCUAAUAACUGGAUUGGAGUCUCAGUUUUUGUUCAGCGAAACCUUUCGAGUUCUUCAUGAAGAAGGAGUUGAUAUUGUUAAUGCUAGUUAUAAGGUCAAUGAAGAUUCUGUUUUCCAUUCAAUACACUGCCAGGUAGGAGAAUUUGGCAAUGAAGCUGCAAGAAUAUCUGAGAGAUUGAAGAAGUUUAUGCAAGACUAUUAGCCUAAUGCAUUUUAGUGUGUGUAUCAAUGCAUGACUUUCUGAUUUUACUAAGCAUAUAUAUACAAAUACAUAUACGCUACGAAGAUGUUUGGACAUUUAUAUUUUAUGGUCUAGUAAGUCCUCUAAUUUCUAGGGAUAAAGGGAUGUUAAGUUUGAUAAAAGAAAAAAAUUUGGUUUUGUCAGGUAAAUGAACCUGGAUAUUUGGAGGCUUAUACAAAGUCUAUAAAUGUGUGCAUUUUAUAAUAUUUGGAUUCUGCUUUCAA